Molecule: messenger RNA, 337 nt
Organism: Rhizopus microsporus ATCC 52813
Lineage: Eukaryota; Fungi; Mucoromycota; Mucoromycetes; Mucorales; Rhizopodaceae
Exons: 1
Coding region: 81-320 (79 amino acids)
Source: RefSeq, a predicted model, not a curated record
AGACCCAGAGGCAGACCCAGAGCAGGACCUGCUGCCUAUAUCUCGCGGCUUUCUCGCCUUCACCUUUGGACCUUGGAUGUAUGGACAAAGAGUGGCCCCGCUGUCACGCCUUGGACUGGAUCGAUGAAAAGCAAGAGAUAUCUUCUUUAAGUAAUCCUAGCUGGGAAUCAUGCUGCAAGCGGGGAUUAGCUCAGUUGCAACUCUUGCCUGAUCCGCCUCAGUACUUGAAGGGUUUGCUUGAACGCACAGACACCCAAAGCUGUCAUUUUAAGGACAACCUUUGCCUUUACUUCAUUGGGCUGCGAUAUUGUUUUGCCUGAGGAUCGUGCCAACAACA